Messenger RNA from Danio rerio (zebrafish), 4223 nucleotides. NCBI's taxonomy places the organism in Eukaryota, Metazoa, Chordata, Actinopteri, Cypriniformes, Danionidae. The record is from RefSeq and is a predicted model, not a curated record.
AAUAUAAAACCAAAAAAGAUAACAAUACAGGUGACUGCAUACUGUUAACUAAAACUAGAAUACUAUAUUACAACUAAUAUUAACUGAAAUAGAUUACCAGCAAAAUCAUAACAAAAUGACAAAGAAUAUAAAUGUAAGUACAAAUAAACUCUGUACAUAUACAAAAUAAAUGAAUGACUGACUGAAUAAAUGAAUAAAGAGAAUCUGCCUUAAGUGUGUUAAAGGAGUUCAGUAAGUAAUUUAAGAUUUCUUUAAGUGGCACUGAAAUUGAGUUUACCGAUAGCUGAAUUCACACUGAUGUAUAUGAAGCUUUAACAAGUAAGUUUAAUUUAAUCAUAUGUAAAUUACGGUUUUGUAAACUUCAUUUUCCAUACUCUCGUCAUAAUUCCGUAAGAAAUGAAACAUUAUAUGUUCACAUGCAGUAAUAAAACUGCAAUACAAUUUAAGAUUUAUACCUCUAGAAACCUCCCCUUAUUACCAAUUUGUUUAUAAACAAUUCCAGAAAACAUGAGGUUGAUUUUGUAGUUGGAAAAAACAAUUUCCUUACAAUUGAAGUUAGAUGUGUGACAUAAAGACUUACUUUUUAAAUCAAAUGUAUGGACUAUUAAUGCAAGUAAAUAUAUAAGUUAUACAAGUAAAAAUAUUUUCAAGCUAAAGCAUGUUUUACAAUUUAUAAACGUACAACACUAGUAUUAUAGUCAACUGUAGAUGGCAGUGCGCGCACAUUAAAAUAUGCGAUUACACAAACGAUGGCAAGUAAUAAAAAAGUGAAUUAAAAAUACUGUAAAAAAGCAAUUACUUUAAGUCAAAACAGUAUUAUUGCCCUCAAAUAUAAUAAUAAAAAAUACAGUUAUGCCUGUUUAAAAGACAUAAUUAUUUUAUUUCAUAUUAACAAAAAUACAUCUAUAGGCCCACUAAUGCAAAGAUGAAUAACUCGGCUGUUUUAUUGUAAUAUAUUCAUAUUUUACAAUAGUUACGCUCAGUUUGUUUAGUAUUAUAAAGAAUAAAGUGACACCCUUAUUCCUAAUCAAAAUUAACCCACUCUUUGGUGAUUGAAACACACAUUUCUCAAUCUGUUUCCGAAAGAGGGCGCCCUCUGAACAUCGAGCAACAGGCAAUCAGCGUCUCGCAUUCAAGAUAUUAACACUAUCUAAAGAGCAAAGGGGAGUUUCCAAAGUCAUCAAGUCCAUCCAACUUUGCCAUUUUCGGCCAGAGACCACUGAAAAUGACUCCCAAGAAGACUGCCGCUCCCUUCCUAUGGGUUUCCUUGUGCUUUGGGAAUGUUCUUGAGGCGGUGGUGCUGGGAUCGGCGCUGUAUCCCUCUGAUAACGGGCUCCACUCACAUCUGGAUGCGCGCGGUCCAGCAGGAACCAGCGCGAGCUCCCGGAACGAGUCCACAUCUGUUCAUGUUCCGUCUUACAUGAUCUCUCUGUACAGAACUCUGUCUGAACUGGACCGACGGACUGGUAACGGCAGUCACACGCGCUCCAGGAGAUAUGCCAACACGGUCACCAGCUUCAUGGAUCUGGGGCAAGAUGAGCCUUCACUUAUGUUCCAGCAGCAGUACACAUUCAACCUGUCUGGACUCUCCCGACUGGAUGAACUGAUGGAAGUGGAGCUGCGGGUUCUGAGGAGGCCACCGCAAGAUGUCUUAAGCUUACUCUCUUAUGGUGGGAACCUGUAUCGUCUGCUGCUUCACACCUGCUCACUUCCAGGAUCUCUUCACCAACCUUUGCUUCUCAGCUCCAGGACCAUCGAUCUUCUAGAUACCUCUUCAGCCACAUGGGAUGUGUUUGAUGUCGGCCCAAUCAUAAAGACCCCCCUCAAGCAGCACAGGACUGCAGAAGACACUAGGUUGUUGUGCCUUAGCAUAUCUGCUGUUUCUGAUUCAAAUAACGAGGCUGUGCAUCCUGGGAUGCUGGGUCUAAGCCGCGAGGAUCAGCAGACCCAUGAAAGAGCCUUACUAGUGGCGUUUUCUCAAGCACGGAGGAAGGAGAACCUCUUUAGGGAGAUCCGUGAGAAGAUAAGGGCUAUGAAAAGUCGGAAGUUUUCUAAUCCCACACCAGAGCAUAGUAUCAAAGGUCAUCCGAGGCAUCGGCGGAGGAGAAGGACAGCACUAGCAGGCCGUCCCGGAGUAGGACCCAUUACCAGCGGAGGAAAGGGAGGUGGAAGACGGAGGACACGCUGCAGCCGGAAACCGCUUCACGUGAAUUUCAAAGAACUUGGUUGGGAUGACUGGAUUAUUGCACCGCUGGAUUAUGAAGCAUAUCACUGUGAGGGUUUGUGUGACUUCCCUUUGCGCUCACACCUGGAACCAACCAACCAUGCCAUUAUUCAGACCCUCAUGAACUCCAUGGACCCAGAGUCCACCCCUCCCAGUUGUUGUGUACCCUCAAAACUCAGUCCCAUCAGCAUUCUGUACAUUGACUCGGGGAAUAAUGUGGUUUAUAAACAGUACGAGGACAUGGUGGUGGAGAGUUGUGGGUGCAGGUAGCAAUGUGAGCAAGGGGUGAGCGACCCCUGGACACUACCCUAAAGCCUCAUUCGCGGAGGCUGAGCAAAGCAUUGUGGGCAAGACGAAGCAGUCGGAGCUGGUGUAAAUGUGUGACAACGAGCAUGUGUGUAUGUUCAGAUGGCGAUAAGACAAUGAGUUGUUUUUUAGAAGCGAGCGUAGGACAUGUGUGCCGAGCAGCUCUAAAUUCCCCUUACAACACCAAAUAAACAUCUCCUCAACGGAAAAAUGAGUGAAAACCUGGGCUUUCCAGAAAUUAUUUUACAUCCUGUUAAUGUAAACUCAGUGAUAGAGUGUUGAAGUAUCCUUGCAGCAGCGAUAGAAAUGUUGGCCCUGUUAAACUCUGUCAGAGUCUGGGAAUCUGUCAGCGGCAGCACACAACUAUAACUUGUAUAACAGUAAAGGUGCUUUGCAUGACAGUCAGCUUAUAGUCAAGAAGAAAUAGCUCAGAAGAGUUUGUAAUGCCUCUCUGAGGAGUCUAGCGGUCCUAAUCAGAUAUGGCAUUGACUGAGCACUUUUCACUCCAAAGUUUUCCUGGUUAGCAUGGCUUCGUUAGCCCCUGUUGGAAGAUGUUGUAACUACAACAUGUUGUAACCACCAUGGCUCUCAGUUGAAUUCUAUUCAAAAUAGCACAUUUUUAUGAGUCAACUGAUUGGCAAGAAAACUGGGUGCAGGAAUGAGCACUCAAGAACAAAUCUGAGAGAUUUGAAAACAUAAUACUCACAUAAUACUCACCAAUAGCUUUCUUAGUCCUCCAUGCAGUAUGUUUUUGAAGCUUUAGAGGCUUUUAGAAUUAUAAAGUAGACAACUUCCAAUCUCUAAUGUUCAAAAGUUCAUAUCAAGCUUCCUAAAACUUCACAAGGGUUGUUUAGUUCAUCAUUUUAUAUUCUUAAAAUAACGUUUUGAAUGCUAAAAUUAAGCUGCUUAACGAGAAAGAGAAAGGCGUUUUAUGAAAAAUAAAAUGAUGAUGACACCACAUUUGGCUUGGGUCAGAUGAUAAAGCUGCAGUAUAGUACAUGAUGUGUGCAAUAUGUGAAAGACAAAUGACUUCAUUGCAUCGAGUGACCUCAGACCUUAUUUUGUGAAAGGCGCAGUGAAGCCAAAAUCAAAAUGAUUGCUUUGUUUUAUCUCGACACCAGAUUUGGAGAUCUACUUUCAGCGUUCACCUACAUUGACUGAGAGGGUGUGUUUACUUGCGCUGGUAAUUAAAUUACAUUUGUUUGAUCCUUUAAAUGUCAUGACUUAUUAUGGAUUAUCAUACAAAUCCAAAACACAUCCCCAAAUGCUUAAUUGAAAACAUUUGCGAUAGCAGCAAGGUUAGCAAAAGUGCAACAUAAUACAAUAAGUAUAACAAAAACUAACCCAGUUCACACCCAGCUUGAAAAGUGAAAAUUCAACGACUUUCUUUCUUUUGUGGGACAAAAGCAGAUGUUUUAAAGAAUUAAGGUUUAUCAUUACAAUUUGAGAUCAAUUUAAAUGGAAAACAAAAAACAUUUUCAGGGCCCUACAGUGGUGUCACCAUCAGUUUAUAUACAUUUAGUCAACAUUUAUGUUACAGCAUAACAUACAAUGAUUUUUUUGGUUCGUCUAAAAAUUCGUUGCAUAGGCUUAUAGUUUUAUUCAUUCACUGAGCCAAAAAAAUAUAGACCAGUGUUUCUCAACCACGUUCCUUGAUGACACCAGCUUUGCACAUUUUCCGUGGCUGUUUCUC